AAUUAUUGCAUAUUAUAAUGUUACUAUUCUAGAGAAACGAUAUCGUGAAAAUAUAAGAGAGAAAAAUAAUUGUGUAAUAAAUAAUAUAUCAAGCCGAGGUGUAGUAGAAUGAUUUUUCGAGUUCUGUACGACAGUCGACAUCUGACUAACAAAAUGAAUGUGUUCGAUAAGCAUUAUCACACAUAUCGUACUAUAAUGAAAAUCGUAGGACUAUGGCCGUACAAUAACUCGAUUUAUGUGUGGAUUCAGCGAUUAUGGUUCUUAACGUUUCUUUUUGCCAAUGUAGUAUUUCAGAUUGUAUCACUUUUAACUUCUGAAAUUACUUUACAAAACUGUGUUUUAAUAUUGUCUACAACAUGUCCACUUAUAAUAGUUUUGUUUCGAUAUAUCAGUUUAAUACUAUUUUUUCCUAUGAUAAAACUUUUAUUUCAUCACAUAUGUAUGGAAGAAGCUAUGGUACAAGAUUCAAUAGAAGCACAGAUACGAAGAAAAUAUAUCGAUGAUUCCUGUUAUAUGAUCGAGAUUUUUUUCUGGAUGACUUAUGCAACUAUUGCAUUCUGCAGUAUAUUGUUAUUGUAUCCUAUAAUAUUGGAUUUUAUAAUGCCUUUGAAUGAAUCUCGUAUACGCAUCGUUCAUUAUAUUACAAUAUUUUCUGAUGAAAAAAUCAUAUAUGUUGAUAUUCUUUGCUUGAAUUAUAUGCUUCUUACGAUAUUAGUAAUAUUAUCUGCAACAUGUACGGAAUCGAUACUUGGACUUUAUAGUUAUCACACAAGCAUGUUAUUUAAAAUUAUAGGCCAUCGAAUACAAAAGAUUGUUAUGUAUUUGACUAUAUUUAAUCUCUCAUCGAAACAAAUUGAUUCGAAACUUCCAGAGCUUUAUCGCAUAGUGGACAUUCAUAAUCAAGCUAUCGAGUUGCUAUUAAAUGCGAUUCUAAUUAAGAACGAUCAAUUAGAAAUUUUAUUGUCUUUUAUAUUUUUUACUAUUCAAUUGGUGAUUACGUUCUUGAAUAACAAUAGUAAUCAAAUACUUAUAGACAACAGUCAAGAAUUUUUUGUCGAAUUAUAUAUUUCUAUAUGGUAUUUUGUACCGUUAAAAGUACAAAAGAUUUUACUGUUGAUCAUGAUACGGAGCUCAACAACAUGUAUGAUUAAUAUCUUGGGUGUAUUUACUCCAUGCUAUAUAGGAUUUUCGAAGAUGUUAAGUACAUCGUUUUCAUAUUUUACCUUGAUGCAUUCGAUACAAUAAAAUCGAUACUUUCAUAGACGUAUUAGUAUUAAAUCAAACAAUUAUUAUCACUCUUCGUUAUUUGAUAUUUGUCCUAUCAAUAUUA
This is a messenger RNA of Apis dorsata (giant honeybee), 1330 nucleotides long. RefSeq lists its product as uncharacterized. Bases 109 to 1245 code for a protein of 378 amino acids. NCBI's taxonomy places the organism in Eukaryota, Metazoa, Arthropoda, Insecta, Hymenoptera, Apidae. Gene Ontology annotation, biological process: sensory perception of smell; detection of chemical stimulus involved in sensory perception of smell. The transcript is spliced from 8 exons. Gene Ontology annotation, molecular function: odorant binding; olfactory receptor activity. Gene Ontology annotation, cellular component: plasma membrane. The record is from RefSeq and is a predicted model, not a curated record.